This is a messenger RNA of Puccinia graminis f. sp. tritici CRL 75-36-700-3, 1889 nucleotides long. RefSeq lists its product as uncharacterized. The transcript is spliced from 4 exons. Gene Ontology annotation, cellular component: THO complex part of transcription export complex. The coding region runs from base 87 to 1226 and encodes 379 amino acids. The record is from RefSeq and is a predicted model, not a curated record. Lineage: Eukaryota; Fungi; Basidiomycota; Pucciniomycetes; Pucciniales; Pucciniaceae. Gene Ontology annotation, biological process: mRNA processing.
ACCAAUCAACCAUUCGGAACAAACAUCCACCCGACAACCAUCCAGAUAUCAGACCCGAAGUAGAGAAGAAGAUCGAAUACAUCGAAAUGGCAGUAGCGCACGAUGAAGCGACGAUGGAUCUGAUCAAGACGCGAAUAUCGCAUUCGGAGAGACCAUUAAUCCGACUGAUGCGGACGUUCUACAAGCUGACGAUGAUCCCGACGGGGAAGGAGGCAGAAGAAGAAGGAGGAGCCGGUGGAGAAAGAAAGAGGGAGGAACUAGAGAUCAUCCAUAUGAGCUUCAUACUCGAACUGCGCCAACUGGUCAAGACUUUGAAAGAGGUCAAAGGCUCCAGAGCCGUCCUCCUUAAUCACUCCGAAUCUCGCCAGCUACAGGUCGAGAAAACCCGGCUCGAAAAUCACGCCUUGGAUGAGAAACUUAAGAUCAAUCACUUGGAAUCUCUCUUGGAUCAGGCUCGACGAGAGCGCCGUAAUAAGAUCCAGUACGAGGAAAUCGGGAAGGAAGUCCGUCGGUUUAGUGAUCGAUUCCAAAGUGCUGAUCGGAUUAAUGGUCUGGCGCGUGAGAUCGAGAGCUUGCUAGAAGAGCAAGGAUUCUAUGCCGAACGAUGGGCCUCGAGAAGGGCACAAUUUGACACGGUCAUUUCGAAGCUCGAAGUAUUACAAGAGAGCAUCAAGGAAGAGAAAGCCGAUGCGGAUCGGAAGAAAGCGUUGAAUGAUGACGAGUCGGAUGAUGGGAAUAUUGGGGAAGAGGGUGGGGAAGGAUCCGGCGUGCCGAAAUCGGGCGGUGGGGAGGAAGCAGAGACGGAUGAACGAGCGGAUGGCCGGACGCAGAGGCCGACCGAGACGGGAGCUCGAGAGGGGAGCCAGCCGGUGAGGAAAGUUGGGGAGCCGAGCUCGGGCUUGAAUCCGCAAGCGGCCAGUUUCGAGCCGCCUUCGACUUCUGAGCAGCAGCACACGGGCGAGCGGGCGGAGGACCGGAUGAAGAUUGACAGUGGCUCCGAAGGGCUCUCGCAGAAUCCGUCGUCUGGCGGUGUCACCUCCUCCUCUGAACUUGUCCUGAAGACCGACGGCCAGCCAAUGGAGAUCGACGGCUUCGAGCCUUCGGCAACGGCCGGCUCGAUCGAAGGAGCGGCCGAAGACGGCUUGGUCUUCGAGCGGGCUACAAUGGAAGAUGGCGAGGAAAUCGAGGAGGCCGAGGAGGGCGAGGAGAUGGAAGAUCAAGCUUGAUCCGCUCCUCUGGCUUCCCCCAACCGUCGAUUUCUCCAAUGUAUUUCUUCCUUAAAUCGCUGCCUCUAUUCAUCUCAGUACUUACAUCCACUUCAUCAGUCACAAGUCACAUGAGUUCCUAGUGAUACCAAAAGACCACAUCAAUGUCCUUUCUCAUCAUGGUCACAUGCCAAGGAAAUAUAGAUCCCAAAACAGAAGACCUUGAUUUUCCUAAGGAGUUGGACAGCUAUAAGAGAGCGGAACUGUCUCGAAUAUCAUCCACAUGUUCUCAUCGUGAUCGGAGUUCGUCUGUGCGGCACUCAAGCGCCGUUGCAUGUAUUUCAUGAUAUCGAGGCUGAGGAUGAUGGGCUGCCAAAGUGUAUAUUGUGAAAGUACAUGAUGUUUCAAAACAUGAUCUCGAAUUCUGAAUCUCCUCCAAAAAGGAAAGUCCUGGUGUAUGGAUAGUAUUUCUUAUCUUCAUUACCAUCUGCUAUGUAUGCAUGUCAUACAUUAAUGUUAUCAUUGAUAUCUUAUCCUAAUUUACCAUAAUCAUUAGCAUGAUCAUUAACUCAUUAAAAUCCAAUAUAUGUAUCCAACCAGACCACAUUGUUAACAACAACAAUAAACCGCACAGGAUGUUAUGUAAUCCAAGCAAACAAAAAGGAAAAGGGGGGCAUCGACAGA